Gallus gallus (chicken) is the source of this 738-nucleotide messenger RNA. It is a transcript of the gene TTR, whose product is annotated as transthyretin. Gene Ontology annotation, biological process: purine nucleobase metabolic process. Gene Ontology annotation, molecular function: thyroid hormone binding. NCBI's taxonomy places the organism in Eukaryota, Metazoa, Chordata, Aves, Galliformes, Phasianidae. The record is from RefSeq and is marked validated.
CUGAAGAGAACCCACAAGCACUAGGCUGCAGCAUGAUUUGUUAUUGCUGGUCACCUUGCACUAACUUCUAUGCAUGGAAAUUGAACAUAGAAUGCUACCUACCUCUCAGCUUGCUUUGCUCUGGACUGGUAUUUCUCUCCGAAGCUGCACCACUGGUCUCCCAUGGCUCUGUUGAUUCCAAAUGCCCUCUCAUGGUGAAAGUGCUGGAUGCAGUCAGAGGAAGUCCUGCAGCUAACGUAGCUGUUAAAGUCUUUAAAAAGGCUGCAGAUGGAACCUGGCAGGACUUUGCUACUGGGAAAACCACAGAGUUCGGUGAAAUCCAUGAGCUCACAACAGAAGAACAGUUUGUAGAAGGAGUAUACAGAGUUGAGUUUGACACCAGUUCUUACUGGAAGGGACUUGGCCUUUCCCCAUUCCAUGAAUAUGCUGAUGUGGUGUUCACUGCUAAUGAUUCUGGCCACCGCCAUUAUACCAUCGCUGCUCUCCUCAGUCCUUUCUCUUACUCAACAACUGCUGUUGUCAGUGAUCCCCAGGAAUGAAAACAUACUGUCAAUAGAUAUAUAUACCCUCCUCUGCUAGGACUAUUAUAGGUUUUUAGGAGGAAGGUUUUUCCGAUUGCUAAUGCAUAUCCUUUUGCUACAUUAGUUGUUAUUUGUUUUUCAUUUUGUAACCUGGCAAAAAUUCAGAUAAGUCAAUAAAAUGUAACUUCUUUAAAACAGUUUUGAUUCUGUUGAUGAA